GACAACCCUCUACACAACAACAACGGUCAGGAGCAAAAGUGAAGAAAGCAGUGACAACAUACAAACUACUGCCACAGACCAAGGUAGUGGAGGAGUGGAAGUCUCCAUGUUACAUUGGUUCUAUAUGUUCCACCACUGAUGGUCAGGUGUGGACCAAAUGUAAUGAAACAUUAACUCUCCUUGACAGGAAGGGUAAAGUAAUACAGACGGUCAAUCACAAUGUCUGUAUCUAUGACAUCAGUCUGUCACCCACCACACAAACACUGUGGGUCUGUGAUAAUAACAACAACAUCAUGGAGCUGGUAUCAGGACGACUGACUCACAGAUUCAGUACCAAGGAGGUACCCAGGUGUAUAUGUGUUACAGCCAGUAACCAUGUCAUUGUAGGGAUGAUCAAACACAUCUCCAAAUUUACCACAGAUGGUACAAUGGUGUGUACUACAAUGGCUAUAGGGACUGGGAAACCAUUAGUGUGUACACCACACAAGAUCACAGAGUGUCCUGUCACUCACAAUGUGGCAGUCACUGAUUUCAGUCAUGAAAGUGAUGGUGGUGAUGGAAAGGGACGUGUUGUUGUGAUGGACACUGAUUUCAAGGAGCUGUUUGUAUAUAGAGGUGACAUCCCCAGUACAUAUAAACCAACACCACAAACAGGAGGUAGACCAUUUUACCCCAGUGGUGUGGUGUAUGACAGUGUGGGGAACCUGAUCAUAGGGGACUGUGACAACUACAGGGUCCUACUCAUCAGUGGAGGUAGCGAGUUCCUCAGGGUCAUACACACAGACACAAACUGUACACGGGCUGUAGGUAUAGACAGGGAGGAUGUCCUGUGGGUAGUGUUUGGGGCAUUGUGUAGGGAAGUCAAACUACUACAGAACAGCAGUAUGUGA
Mizuhopecten yessoensis (Yesso scallop) is the source of this 890-nucleotide messenger RNA. RefSeq lists its product as uncharacterized. The record is from RefSeq and is a predicted model, not a curated record. The transcript has a single exon. Lineage: Eukaryota; Metazoa; Mollusca; Bivalvia; Pectinida; Pectinidae. The annotation marks the transcript as partial.